AUUGCUGGCUAUUUUUGAAACAGCUACUUUUGGCUACCCCUAGCUAGGCAAGCGCAGUUGCUCAGCACUGCCGAUGUAAACAAUGGCAACACGCGGAUUCAGAUGAAAUUGAAAUGAAUAUAGACGAUGGCCGAUGGAACCAGCACUAAAACCAGCACCAUGCGCCUGGGAAUGUGCGAGGUGUGCGCCGGAAAUGAAGCCCGCUACGCGUGUCCCAAAUGCGAGGUGAAAACGUGCAGCCUGCCCUGCGUCCAGAUCCACAAGAAGGAGCUCAACUGCGAUGGCCAGCGGGAUCGCACCAAAUUCGUGCCCCUGAGCGAGAUGACGUCGCGGGAAUUUAUGAGUGACUACUGCUUCUUGGAGGAGUGCACACGCUAUGCAGAGAAUCGGAAAACCGAUCCGUGCAAGCGAUUUACCCACGACCAAAGGAAUCUUCCGGUGGCCCAGCAUCGCAUGCGUAUGGCAGCCAAGAAGCGCAACAUCAAUCUGCGCUUGCAACUGGCCAAUUUCAGUCGGCACAAGGAGAACACCACGUAUCUGAACUGGAAACAGGAACGAUUCUAUUGGCGUGUGGAGUGGCUGUUUGCAAACAUUCCUCCCGAGGCAAGCCUUCCCUGCGAUGUGGCCCGAUUCGUGGACGAGCGAUGUGAUGAGGAGGUCACGCUUGCCGAUCUGGCGGUCAAGUAUGUGGAUCUGCAGCAGGAGACGGCACGGGAUCAGCGUAAAUUGCUGGCAAACCAUCAAACCGCUGGUAUUGGCCAGCUGAGUUUUUGGCUAAGAGCCGAGGGCGUGCGUCGCAGCUGUACGAGGUGUUAUCUCCUGGAGGCGACCAAAACGCUGGGCGAGAAUCUAGCCGGCAGAACCAUCGUGGAGUUUCCCACCAUUUUCGUUACCCACGAGCCGAAACCUCCAGGAGGAUAUGAAGCCAUCGACAGCAGUGACGAACUCGAGGAGGAGCAGGAAGAGUCGCCUAUGACCAAACCAGGAGCAUCCUCCAAAGCAAUUGCGGAGGACUUGGAUGAUUCACAUGAUGUGUACCAUGAUCUGGCUGCAGCCUUUCCUGGUGAAGAUGCCAGUGAAACCGAAGACGACGACGAAUUUGAGGCACUCUACAGAGAACGUGUAGAAGGAAUACAGGACUAUGGCCUGCACUGAAUUGGCAAAACACGAUCCAUUGUAAAUAAAACAAUUAGCUUUUAAAUUUUACAUAAGUUCUGUAUUUUCUCGUACGCAUUUAAUUUGAUUUUUAUUUUAGGCUUAUUAAACAUUAAUAAUUCA
This is a messenger RNA of Drosophila erecta, 1278 nucleotides long. RefSeq names its product box C/D snoRNA protein 1. The transcript has 3 exons. Lineage: Eukaryota; Metazoa; Arthropoda; Insecta; Diptera; Drosophilidae. The record is from RefSeq and is a predicted model, not a curated record. Gene Ontology annotation, cellular component: pre-snoRNP complex; nucleus. Gene Ontology annotation, biological process: maturation of LSU-rRNA from tricistronic rRNA transcript (SSU-rRNA, 5.8S rRNA, LSU-rRNA); box C/D snoRNP assembly; snoRNA localization. The coding region runs from base 127 to 1155 and encodes 342 amino acids.